AACCGUGGGUUUCCAUUUCACUGUCGCACACGUGCGCUCGUGAUAAGGGUGGUGAACGUUGGCUUGGGAUGCCGGUUUCAUUCAUAUCUCGGCGCAAGAGCCUUUGUUUUGUUCUCUUGUCGACGGCUUUGUCCGACUGCCUUCGCUUUCAACACACGCAACCUUCACUAAUACGCCCACACACACCCGAAAAAAUUCUUAAAUUCAAAUAUAGCAACAUGACUUCACAUGGGAUCGCUACCGGUAAUGACCGGAAGUUCAAUUGGGAUGAUGAUGACGAUGACGACUUUGAUCUGGAUACUUGGAAAGCCACUGUUGAUACUUCUUCACCAAGUGUUGACGAACUUGGCCCACUUCAACUAUCGCGUUGCGAAGAGAGUAUGGAAACUACUUCAUCGUAUACAUCAGAACACGACACCGAUGGAGACGCACAUUUGGAGCCUUUGACCUCGCAUGCCACCAAUAUGGCCCUUGACCAGUCACUGGAUAUUGACCUAGAGGACGGACACGCACCUGAGCUAGAAGCUGUUGAAGCAUCGUCGGAAGCCGUAUGCAGCAACAUUAUCAACAUUAUUACGGAAGAAGAGAUUAAUUUCGCACGUCAUGAGUACCUUACUCACGCUAUUGGUAUAUACUAUGACGGCAAGGACGAGGUUGAUGUACCGGCAUAUCCCGAACUGAGCUCUUACAAUGGUCAACGGUACCGAUAUGCAAAGGCAUUCCAAAAUGUUAGCCAAUUGACUGGAAGGAAAAAAGCACAAGUAUAUCGCCAUUCACCAUUGGUGUUUGUGACAGGGAUUGAGGAAGCGCAUUUGAUCGGCAACAGAAGAAGGUACGAAAACAUCUAUAGAGAGGAAGCAACAGAAAGCCAAAACAUGGACUUGUAUGAGCCACCAGAGCUGCAGGAGCCGCAGCCGGAUUUCAACAUCAUCUAUGAAGAAGAGGAACAGCAGAAUGCAAAUGAGCAAGUUGCGCCACGGAGAACACCAGCUCAAGAACACUUUUCGAGAGACGAGCUAAAGGAGUUGAUCGGCAUGUGGAAAGCACAACUAGAAAGGGAUGGCGCCGAAGAAUCUGAAGAGGAAGAGGAAGAAGAGGACUCAAGUUCCAUCGAUACAUGGGAGAAGAGCGACGAAGAUGAAGAAGAAACAUUCGAGCCACUUGAAACCGAGCUUGAUGACGAGAACAUGUUCUCCGUCGUUCGACCCCUAGAACCCAGAGCUUCCACCCACAACGAGGAGCUCGACUUCAACGACGUUGUUUUCUGCGCUGAAUCUGAAUACGAUACUGGAGGCCGCGACGAAGGAUACAUGUCUUCAUCUCCACCGAUAUCACCUGAUGUAGGCACCUGUAUUGAUGGGUGCGAUUGGCAAGCGCAACGUGUCGAGGCUUCGGUUCGCCCAAAAAGGGCGGUACGCAUCGACUCUAUGGAUGCACUUGAUACUCUGGCGACUAUUGAGGAGUACGGUGCAUCGGAUGAUGAUACUUACGACGAAGAAGAGAAGGCGACAGAGAAGGCGAAAAGGAGGCAAGAUAAGGCCGAAAUCGACGAUCGCAACGACAUUUUAUUGGAUACUGACAAUCACAAUGAGCCCGCUAUAACAAUACAGUCAUUCAACGAGAAAGGAGAAAACUGCAGCACUUCUGCUAUUGAGGCAGCACUAUGGAAAGAGCUAAGCAAGGACCACUCUGUCUCCCAUCUCACUAUCACACCUUCAACCUGCCCCGAGCAAACAAAACAGCAACACCAACACCAACACCACCACCACCACCAAAAACAACAACAACAACAAACACUUCCCGCUGCCUACAUCAGUAGCGUUCUCACCACAAGCUUCCUUUACAUCAGCAUUCUAACUGCUGGAGCCGUCAUCAGAGGCUCCAUGAGCGCCGCCACCCCUUGCGACACCUGAGCACCAAAGUUGGACUGAAAAUCGUGUAAUUUCCACCACAGCAAUUCUUGGCAUUUUCCUGCAAUGGCGUUUUAUACCCCCUCUGAUUACUUUUUUGAUUUUCAUGUUCUCGGUUUUCCAUUAUCGAAUUUCAAUUCUUU
This is a messenger RNA of Bipolaris sorokiniana ND90Pr, 2053 nucleotides long. RefSeq lists its product as uncharacterized. Lineage: Eukaryota; Fungi; Ascomycota; Dothideomycetes; Pleosporales; Pleosporaceae. The record is from RefSeq and is a predicted model, not a curated record. The coding region runs from base 69 to 1913 and encodes 614 amino acids. The transcript has a single exon.